AUGCGAUGUAUCCUUUUUCAGUGGAGUGAAUGGCCUAUGGGAGUUGGCUUAUCACUGAGCCCUGCGUUCCCAUUCAUUCAGUGCUGAAUAGGCCCGCGGAGCUGAAGAGAGCGCAGCGCGUCCGCGACCAGACGGCGCUUUAUGCACGAGAGCGCAGGUCCCGCAACAAUACGCGACGAGCCGCGAAUCAAAGCCGCCCUUCUGCGCCGGCUCGGAGGAGAGCGCCUCUUGGAUUUAAGACGACUCGCCGUUGGUUCCUCUGAAACGCGUUGCUAUUUCUGCGGGACUUCCUAACUGGGCUACUUUACCUAAAGAUCGGCCUCCACGCGCGCGUCAGAUCUCCCUCCCUCCCUCCUUCACCGGAGCUCCUCCGUGGAUUUAUUUGUUUCAUCCUGGGGACUUAUGCACGCGUGACGCGCGCGCGCUGAACCUUUGCUUGAAACCGACCGAGAGGAAACUAACGCACAGGGAUACAGUCGCGCUUGGGAUUAUCGGGCUGUGAAUGUCCGCGCGUGGACGUUGCCCCUUCCUGCUGGAUGGACUUUCGCUAGGCUCCUUGCUUGAUGGAUUCCACGUCAUGGAUGGUUGCAUAUAGGUUUUCCGAUGCAUGCCAAGUCCACGGUGAAUGUCGGAAGUGGUGAUCCCCCCAGAUGGAGCUCCAAAGUCAACAUGGCCCCGGCGGUUCAUUAGUGGUGAUCCAGCAGCCUUCCCUCGAGAGCCGGCAGAGGUCGGAUUACGAGCGGGAGCUCCAGCAUGCCGCCAUUCUCUCCCUGGACCAAAUCAAGGCCAUCCGCUCCAGCAACGAGUACACGGAGGGGCCCUCGGUGGUGCGGAGGCCCCCUGCACCCCGCACACUUCCCCGGCCCCAGGACAAGCAGGAGAGGACUCACGAGGUCAUCCUCGUCAAUGUGAACAACAAUUAUGAGCACCGGCCGUCGGGUCACCAGCACCACCAGCACCACGGCGGCGCGGUGCUGGUGUCCGGGGGGCAGCAGUACGGCGGGUCCCGGGCCCCGGGGCUCAGCCGCUCCACUAGCACAGGAAGUGCUGCCAGUUCAGGGAGCAACAGCAGUGCCUCCUCUGAGCAGGGACUCUUGGCCCGCUCGCCCCCCGCCAGGCCCGGCCCGGGCUUCCACCACCACCACAGAGCUGAGCGGCCCGUUCGGACUCAGCCCAAGGCCCAUUCGCAGCCCCAGCAGGGGCCUCCGCUGGAGGCGCCGCUCAAGCCCCAGGGCAAAGGCAAGUCGGACCCGUCCGCCUCGGGCAACGCGGCGGCGGCCGGCGCCGGCGCCACCGCCGGACACCAGUUCAUCUGCGAGCGCUGCGGGAAGUGCAAGUGCAGCGAGUGCACGGCCCCCCGGAGCCUGCCGUCGUGCCUGGCCUGCAGCGGCCAGUGCCUGUGCUCGGCCGAGAGCGCGCUGGAGCACGGCACCUGCAUGUGCCUGGUCAAGGGCAUCUUCUACCACUGCUCCAACGACGACGAGGGCGACUCGUGCGCCGACCACCCCUGCUCGCUGUCGCGCUCCCACUGCUGCUCGCGCUUCCUGUGCAUGGGAUUAAUGUCGGUACUCUUCCCCUGCCUGCUGUGCUACCCGCCCGUCAAGGGCUGUCUGAAGGUGUGCCAGCGCUGCUACGACCGGGUCAACAGGCCCGGCUGUCGCUGCAAGAACUCCAACACUGUGUAUUGUAAACUGGAGAACUGGGCCCCACAGACCCAGGAAAAGCCCUCCUGAGUGUUUGUGCUCGCGAGUCGCAGGAGACUCUGAUGUGGAUCCUAUUAUGACAAUGCUAAUGUUGACGAUAGUCACAAAUUAAUGUUUAUCAAACAUUUUAAGCACCUCCCAUCUGCCUCCUCCUCGCUGCGGAACCAUAAGGAGCUAAGCAGUAAUGAAAACCACUCUGUUGUUUUUGUUUUUGUUUUUUCUGGAUCAGGACCAUGUUUUUACAGACCAGUGUUUGCCUUAACUGUUUCUAUGUCUGUCCUCAGCUCCUCGUUAACGUGGUCUUUUCAUAUAUAUAUUUAUAUGAAAAAAGCUUUUCUUCCGUUUUUAGGCAGGCAGCUUCCUCCAGGUCCGAGCUGCCUCUCACCAAAUCUGUGAAGGACGAUCUACUAUAGGGCAAUUAUGUAGCUGUUACCUGGUAUUCAUAGCGAGCAGGUAUAUUUGACUUUAUUGUUUGCUACCACACUAAAACCGUGGAAGUUCUUUGCUCAUGUUGCAUUAACGAAAGCACAUCCAUCUCAUAGUAUUGUUUUUUCCUCCACUCGGAUAUGUUUCUUCUUCCACCCACACACAUUCUGUGGCAUUCUCCCUUUUUGUUUAGUUUUUUCUUUCCUGUUUUUUUUUAUUUUUUAUUUUGUGUAAAUUGUAUGCUCAAAAUCCAUAAGAGGAAUUCUGGCUAUUUUUUAAAAAAAGAAAAUGUCUGUUAAAACAUUUUUUUUGUUGUAAAAAUAUUUAUUAUGUGAAGCUCUAUUAUUUUAUGAUAUUUAUUGCAAGAGACAGUCUUAAAUUUACUCAUGUCUGAAUAUAACAAAAUAUCAAAUACUUACUGAAAAAUUAAAGGGUGGCACAAAAGAAAACUAUGUUAACUUUAAUGCAGAAAAUAUAUUAAUUAAUGAAAAAAUA
This is a messenger RNA of Betta splendens (Siamese fighting fish), 2624 nucleotides long. RefSeq names its product sprouty homolog 1, antagonist of FGF signaling (Drosophila) (gene spry1). NCBI's taxonomy places the organism in Eukaryota, Metazoa, Chordata, Actinopteri, Anabantiformes, Osphronemidae. The transcript has 2 exons. The record is from RefSeq and is a predicted model, not a curated record. Gene Ontology annotation, cellular component: cytosol; membrane. Bases 651 to 1733 code for a protein of 360 amino acids. Gene Ontology annotation, biological process: multicellular organism development; negative regulation of fibroblast growth factor receptor signaling pathway; negative regulation of Ras protein signal transduction.